This is a messenger RNA of Metopolophium dirhodum (rose-grain aphid), 1491 nucleotides long. Its product is annotated as pickpocket protein 28-like. The record is from RefSeq and is a predicted model, not a curated record. NCBI's taxonomy places the organism in Eukaryota, Metazoa, Arthropoda, Insecta, Hemiptera, Aphididae. Gene Ontology annotation, cellular component: membrane. The coding region runs from base 1 to 1491 and encodes 496 amino acids. The transcript is spliced from 12 exons. Gene Ontology annotation, biological process: sodium ion transmembrane transport. Gene Ontology annotation, molecular function: ligand-gated sodium channel activity.
AUGACUAAACAAAGUUGGUUUUUUGAAUAUUGUGAUAAAACUACUUCACCAUGUAUGCAUUAUUUUACAAUGAAGCGUAGAUCACUUCUAGAAAAAUCGUUUUGGAUUCUUAUAUUUCUAGUUAUGAUAGCAAUAACGUUUGAAGGCUUAAGAGCUAUGGUAAACAUUUGGAUUAAUAAUCCAACUGUAAUGUUCAUUGAAAAUUCGGAAUCACCAAUUCGAGAAAUACCUUUUCCAUCGAUCACGAUUUGUCCAUCGGGUCAAGUUCGAAAAUCCGUUUGGGAGAAAUAUAUGAACACGAACAGUUCGUACUGGGAUGACCUUCAACUAUAUAGGGAUGUAAUGACAUGCUCUACAAAUACGUAUUUUCAUAGUGAAUUGGAAAAAGGUUUAAAAGAAUAUAUUGACUACGAUCUGAUAAAGAAUUUUUUGCAUGAUUGUGGAAUUAGCUGUCCUGAAAUAUUUCAGUCUGAUGGUAAAUGGCAGAAUACAACGUUGAAAAAUGUUUGCCAAUACAUUCAACCAACAAUACUUGGCAUAUUUGGAUUAUGUUUUACAUUUAACAUGAUGCCAUUAAGUCAAAUGUUUAACGAUGAAUAUUAUCAUAGAUAUAUUGAUUUUUUUUCGAAUAAAAUUACGUAUGUUAACACUGAAAGGUCGUAUUGGAAUUUAGAAGACGGAUACUCAUUUUAUGCGAACCAACCAAAUCUCGUGGGCAUGAUUCCCUCUCGAACGAGUGGCGUUAGUUAUAACCAUCGUGUUAGAUUAAUGCUACACGCUUUGGAAGACGAUUUUUUAAGCUGUGCUAACCUGGGAAUUAGCGGUGGUAGUUUUUUGAUUACAUUUUCUAAUCCGGCAGAAUAUUGUUCGGUCAGUCCUAGACAAAUCACUCCGUUCGUGAAAAAAAUUAAUUCGGAUUUAAUGUGGCGUUCACUGGAUAUCAGACAAUGUUAUUUGCACAACGAAAGGAAGCUAUCCAUUUUUAAACAGUACACCGAGUUAAAUUGCAACCACGAAUGCGAAAUAAACAAAACUAUAUCCAUGUGUGGCUGUGUAACGAUCGAGGCAACUUUUUUAGGGAUCAGUGGCUCAAAAGUAUGUGGUCCUGCCAAAUACAGUUGCGCAUUGGGAGCUAAACAUUCAACAAAGCACCCGAAAAAUCUAAAAGUGUGUAAUUGUUUGCCAACGUGUUCCAUGAUCGAAUAUGAAGUAACAGAUACAUCAAAUGUUGACGAUUGGAAUUACAUAAAAUCAAUGAAUUUAGUACAAAAUGAUUCUAGAGGCGCUACGAUUGAAUUAGUUUUCAAAAAACCUUAUUUGACAGCAUAUACAUCCGCAUCGAUUUUAAACCUGGAAUCUCUAAUUAGUAACGUUGGAGGAUUAUUAGGUUUGAUUUUGGGCAUGAAUCUAAUUAAUAUUUUUGAAAUAUUGUUUAUUUUAAUUAAAAUCAACGUACUUACGUACCUAUACACAGAUCUGUUAAAUGUUUGA